Mustela lutreola (European mink) is the source of this 1997-nucleotide messenger RNA. RefSeq names its product solute carrier family 22 member 16 (gene SLC22A16). Gene Ontology annotation, cellular component: membrane. Lineage: Eukaryota; Metazoa; Chordata; Mammalia; Carnivora; Mustelidae. The record is from RefSeq and is a predicted model, not a curated record. Gene Ontology annotation, biological process: transmembrane transport. Bases 86 to 1816 code for a protein of 576 amino acids. The transcript has 8 exons.
GGCGGGGCGAGGCGCGGUGCCUGCGGUCCCGGGCGCUCGGCGAGCUCGGAGUGUCCAACUUGGGAGCGCAGUGCACGGCGGCACCAUGCGGUCCCACAAUUUGGAGCCGAUUUUUGACCGCGUGGGGCACUUUGGCAGAUUUCAGAAAUUCCUUUAUUUUAUAUGUGCCUUCCAGAACAUCUCUUGUGGUAUCCACUACUUGGCAUCUGUGUUCCUGACAGUGUCCCCCUACCAUACUUGCAGGCCUCCAGGCAACGUGAGUCAGGUUCUUUUCGGCAAUGUCUCUAUUUGGAGAUUGGAGGACAUCUGGAUCCUGUUUUUCACAGGCCAUAAAGAUCAGAUUAUAGUGCAGCUGCAGAAUGGUGAGGUCUGGGAACUGACAAGUUGUCACCGAUUCCGGAGGGAUGGCCAUUCUGCUUUGAACUCUGAUUAUAAUGGCCAGAAGAGUAGCUUUCCUUGUUUGGAUGGCUACAUCUAUGACAAGAGCAAGUGGGACAGCACCGUGGUGACUCAGUGGGAUCUGGUCUGCAACCGAGAAUGGUAUGCAAGGAUGGUCCAGCCCGUAUUUAUGGUGGGAGUCCUGCUGGGAGCGAUGAUUUUUGGCCACUUUUCUGACAGGAUAGGAAGGCGGUUUGUCUUGUGGAUCACAAGCACUGGAAUAUUUUUCUUUGGUGUCGCCGUGGCGUUCUCAUCUGAUUUUUACAGUUUCAUGAUCACACGCUUUCUUCUUGCUAUGUCUGGAAGUGGCUAUCUCGUGGUGGUGUUUGUCUAUGUGAUGGAAUUUAUUGGCAUGAAGUCUCGGACGUGGGCAUGCAUCCAGAUGCAUUCCUUUUUUGCCAUUGGAACAAUGGUGGUGGCUUUGACAGCCUACUUUGUCAGGACCUGGUGGAUCUAUCAGAUAAUCCUCUCCACAGUGACUGUCCCCUUUGUCCUGUGCUGUUGGAUACUCCCAGAGACACCUUUUUGGCUUCUCUCACAGGGAAGAUAUGAAGAAGCACAGAGAGUAGUUGAUACAAUGGCCAAGUGGAAUAGGGCGAGCUCCUGUAAACUGUCAGAACUUUUGUCACUGGAUCUAAAUGGUCCUGUUGGUAAUGAACCCUCUGAAGUUAAGAAGCACAGCCUGAUAGAUCUGUUUUCUGACUGGAAUGUUGGAACAAGGACGCUUAUUGUUUGGCUGAUUUGGUUCACUGGGUGUUUGGGAUUCUACUUCUUCUCCUUGAAUUCUGUUAAUUUAGGAGGCAAUGAAUAUUUAAACCUCUUCCUCAUGGGUGCAGUGGAAAUUCCUGCCUACAUCUUCAUAGGCUGGGGGAUGGACAGGAUAGGGAGAAGAAACGUUCUGGUCUGCUCUCUGAUCUCCGGAGCACUGUUCUGUGGUAUGAUUAUGGUGAUCCCCAAGGGUUACUUUGUUUAUACUGUGGUGGUGACUAUGGCUGGAAAAUUUGCCAUAGGGGCCUCGUUUGGUCUUAUUUAUCUUUAUACAGCAGAGCUGUACCCGACCGUGGUAAGGUCUCUGGCAGUGGGAAGCGGCAGCAUGGUGAGCCGUUUGGGAAGCAUUGUGGCCCCGUUCUGGGUUUAUCUCUCCAACGCUUGGACCUUCCUCCCGCAGCUGGUUGUUGGGAUUUUGGCGUUCGUCAGUGGCAUGCUGUCGCUAAUGCUUCCAGAAACCAUGGGGAGGCCUCUGGCGACGACUUGGGAGGAGGCUGCCGAACAGGAGAGAGAAAAAGAGAGUUCAGGCAAAUUAUUUCCCGCAGCCAGUAAUACUGUGUUGGAAAAAGUAGAAGUCAUUGACUCAGGGGCUUCUGGUCUUGGUGAAUAAAUGUGCCUUGUGCUGUCUGGUACCUGAACUCUUGUUUACUUUAAUGACUUUGUAUUAGGAGGAGUAUUAUUCUCAUCUCCCCAAUGUCAUUUGUAUGUCUUUUAAAAAUUUUUUUGUAAGAAAAUCUUAAAACAAUUGUUUUGUAAAAGUAAAAGAAAUAAAACCAAGAUGAGAAUUCUCA